Molecule: messenger RNA, 714 nt
Organism: Phyllotreta striolata
Lineage: Eukaryota; Metazoa; Arthropoda; Insecta; Coleoptera; Chrysomelidae
Source: the annotation of a GenBank genome assembly
AUGCAGCAAAAAAUAUCCGUGGUGGAAAUGGAGAAAAUGAAAGAAUUACUACAAAGGAGCGAAGCCGAAAAAGGCGAAUUAUUCAGAAGAGUGGAAGCGUUCGAAACUAAGCAGAAACAGGACCUCAUGUAUCACAAUCAACUAAUAAAAAGAGAUUCGAAUUUGAAGACCACCAUAGGAAAACUGGAAUUGGCAAUAAAAAAUUUGGAGCAGGAGCACAAGGAAGUAAUGGAGUUGUCGAAGAGCGCCAACGUUGCCACGGAGGCAAUCGAAAAUUACCGAUUGCUUCUGGAGAAUUACAAGAGAAUCGAUCAAGAAAAAAACAACUUUGAAGCGAUGUAUAUCAAAGUUAAUGCGCAAUACGAAACGCUGGAGAAGCUUCUAAACAGUCGAGACUACAUGCAGGAAUCUAAUUUGCUCGGGAAAUUAAUCGUCGAUCAAUGGGAAUCGAGCAGGCAACAUUACGAAGAGCACCUGGAAGAAAACGAAGAAAUCAUUAAAAAUUUAAUAGAGGGAUACAAUAACGAGAAGUCAGUUAACAGCAAGUUAAUCGAGAAAAAUUCCGCAUUGAAAGAAGAGAAUGCAUCUCUACGAGCAAAAUUGGAGCUGAUAAAUAAAGAAUUGGAAAGUUUGAAACAAAAAUACAGCGAAUUGGAGACGAAAACGCCCGAUUGCAGUAUCGUAAUCAAAGAUGAACUAAUUGAAAUCGAUUGA